Messenger RNA from Protopterus annectens (West African lungfish), 3547 nucleotides. It is a transcript of the gene METTL14, whose product is annotated as methyltransferase 14, N6-adenosine-methyltransferase subunit. NCBI's taxonomy places the organism in Eukaryota, Metazoa, Chordata, Ceratodontiformes, Protopteridae. The record is from RefSeq and is a predicted model, not a curated record. Gene Ontology annotation, cellular component: RNA N6-methyladenosine methyltransferase complex; nucleus. The transcript has 11 exons. Gene Ontology annotation, molecular function: mRNA binding. The coding region runs from base 107 to 1489 and encodes 460 amino acids.
UGACGUCAAACGCAUGCGUCGGGAUAUGUGGGAUUUAUCAGUAGUAACUACAAUACUUCAUCUUUUUAAAAUGUCUGUUUGAUGAAUUGUAAUAAACGUGUAUAUAAUGAAUAGCCGGCUUCAAGAGAUAAGAGAAAAACAGAAACUCCGACGACAGCUCCUUGCACAGCAGCUUGGAGCUGAAAGUGCCGAUAAUAUUGGAGCAGUAUUAAACAGCAAAGAAGAACAGAGGGAGAUAGCUGAAACAAGAGAGCUGUGCAGAGCUGCCUAUGAUGCAUUUGUUGUUACCACCAAACGUAAAUGUCAAGAGGAAGGUGAGACAGAGGAAGAAGACAUUGAGGAAUAUAAGGAUGAAACUGAACAGCAGACGGAAGAGGAGAAUUUGCCCUAUGAGGAGGAAAUUUAUAAAGAUUCUAGCACUUUCCUUAAGGGAACCCAAAGCUUAAAUCCUCAUAAUGACUACUGCCAACAUUUUGUGGAUACAGGCCAACGACCACAGAAUUUCAUCCGUGAUGUUGGGCUGGCAGACCGUUUUGAGGAAUAUCCAAAACUGCGGGAACUGAUUCGAUUAAAAGAUGAGCUGAUAUCACAGACCAAUACUCCACCCAUGUACCUUCAAGCAGACCUGGAGACCUUUGAUCUUCGUGAGUUGAAGUGUAAGUUUGAUGUCAUACUGCUGGAGCCCCCACUGGAAGAGUACUACAGGGAGACUGGUAUGACAGCCACGGAAAAAUGCUGGUCAUGGAAUGACAUCUUGAAGCUGCCAAUUGAAGAAAUUUCAGAUUUUAGGUCAUUUGUCUUCUUGUGGUGUGGCUCUGGUGAAGGCCUGGACUUGGGUAGACUGUGCUUACGUAGAUGGGGGUUUAGAAGGAGUGAGGACAUCUGCUGGAUUAAAACCAACAAGAACAACCCAGGAAAGACUAAAACUUUGGACCCAAAGGCUGUCUUCCAGAGGACAAAGGAGCACUGCCUAAUGGGAAUCAAAGGAACUGUGCGCCGCAGUACAGAUGGAGAUUUCAUCCACGCAAAUGUUGAUAUUGAUCUUAUCAUCACAGAGGAGCCUGAGAUUGGCAACAUAGAAAAACCUGUAGAGAUAUUCCACAUUAUUGAGCAUUUCUGCCUGGGACGUAGGAGACUGCACUUGUUUGGAAGGGACAGCACAAUAAGACCAGGGUGGCUGACUGUUGGUCCAACUCUCACAAACAGCAACUUCAAUGCAGAAACAUAUGCUUCAUAUUUUGGUUCUCCAGGCUCUACUCUGACAGGUUGCAGUGAGGAGAUUGAGAGACUUCGUCCCAAAUCACCACCAGCUAAGCUGAUGCCUGAGAGAGGGGGACUGAUGCCUCCUAGAGGAGGAGGACGAGGUGGAACAUCAGCAGGACGUGGUGAAAGAGGACGGGAAAGAAACAAAGGCAAUUUCCGUGGAGAAAGAGGGAGAUUUAGAGGGGGUCGUGGUGGAGUUCACAGAGGUGGUUUUCCUUCUCGAUGAUUAAGCAGUUAAAAAUAGAGUAGCUAGAAACCAGUGUUUUUAUCAUCCAUACAUAUUGCCCCCUCUUCCUUCGAAUCAUAAUGAUGAAUUUCUUCAAAACAACAGAAGGUUUGCUAGUCGUUUGAUUCCACUUAUUAUCAGCUGAAAACUGGAUCCUUGUAAAACUUGGUUGUUUGAAAAAGAAAGUACAAAAUGAGAAAAAUACAGUUUGCUGUUUAGACACAAGGACUGUUUUAAACAAGUAUUUUCUUCUGUCUGUAUUUCUGCACAGUAUCAAGGCUGGGAGAACUCCAGCAAAACAGGUUGUAGUCUGUCAUGUGCCACGCAGGUGCUUUAGUACUCAAGUAUGCAUGGAACUUAAGACGGUUACCCACUUCUUCAUGAGCAGUAGUGAUCAUAGCUAAUAUUCCUGUGUUUACAACUAAAAGGAUAACACAAGUCAAAUUUUUAAUCAUUUCUGCAAAAAAAUUAAUACAGAGAGCUGGAAAACAGCUGAACUAAUUUUGUUUCUAUGGAGUGUAGUUGUACCCAGAAAGCAGACAUGUACCCAUGCAUUAGUACUUGCUAUGCCUCAGGUGGUGAUACACAUGUCACAACAACACUGUGUGACUUCAUGCUGUGCUGUUACCUCAUGGUGUUUUUCAUACUUCUGUGAAAUGUAGUCAUUUAUGCCAGCCGGUCAGUGAUAGCUUCACACCAGUUAGUUGUGUUCGACUCAGCACAGCAUUUGCUCAGUUUUUAGCUUUUCAUUUUCUGUGUUUCGCACCACGUUUGCUUCAGUGAAGAACUAAUGUUAAUUCAUGCCAUUAUGCAUUUUGUUACUGCCAAAUAAAUGUCAGCAGUACUUAUUUAACAACUAUGCCCUUACCGGGUACAGAACCUAAAUCGUUAGUUCUUUAUUUCAUGAUCCUUUUGCCAGAUGCGUAGAAUACAUUCUGUCUUUUGGAUUCUUUUCUAAUUUAAUAGAAUUAUGUCCACUUCACAUGGAGGAAGGAGUUGAAUACCAUCACUUACCAUGGAAGAGUGCAUUAUAGAAACCGUGGCAUAGUAAUGCAUGCAUGUCAUUAGAUAUUGCAGGUAGGGAGGUGGUAUAUUGUAGCAUCUAGUCCCUCUGGAAAGGAUUGAAUUUCAUUUAUUUGGUUCAGUGGGUUUCCAAGAAACCCCCAUAUCCAGGUAUAAACUGUGUUCAGUGUAUAUCUUUCAAAUACUGUGAACCAGCCUUGGCAUGUUUGAAAAAAAUAAAAAAAAUCAGUGCUCCAGAACUUUGAACACUGACUUCAGUGGAAUGGUACAUACAUUUAGGGAAUGCCUGAUUCAUCUGUUAUUUCUGAAGUCUGUCAGUUGAUUAUUUCCAGUAAAACUGAAAGGUCUUUAGGCCUGAUUUAAGUGAUCUAUGUGAAUUCAUGCCAUAAAUAGGUACACAUAUCUGUUUUUUUUUUUUUUUUUUUUAAGUAAUUAAGUGAUUUUUUUUAGACGUAAUGUUGCUGGUUUUAGACAGUAGAUUCUUUUGUAAGGAUUUAAUGGAAAAAACAAAGGCCACGUAUGUUUUAAGAAUUUAUUACAGUAUCAGAACCACUUUUGCUUUGGUAUAGAAUUGAUUUCUUUAAAUACUGUUAUAAUAUUUUGAGUCGUGAAACUGAACCCAGAGGAUCUGAUAUUUUGGAAGUUGGAUGAGAGCUUUCAAAAGCCGAAAGAAAACUUCUUGUAUGAACAUUGAAAGCAGCAUUUCCUGUUGUUAUUUUCUUUUAAAACAGACUUCUGUAAAACAGUGCAAUGUUUAGUGUUUAUUGUGUGUGUUUAACUGUUGCAGCCAUUACUUCACUGAACUCUUUUGCAGGCUGAGAUCUGACUUCUAGCCAGAAAUUCAGAGCUUAGCACCCCCUCCCCAUGGAUGGGUUGACCUCAGCUUUUACCGUGGGCUACUCCAUAUAUGUAAAGGUGGGUGUACAAAUGGCCAGUUUGUCCUGUAUUGCCACAUGCUGCAUGCAUACUACUCUUUCAGAAGUCUACCAGGGGGAGCAGAUAAGUACCCUGUUGGGAACCUUUUGCUAUAUUUGC